Messenger RNA from Tarenaya hassleriana, 1175 nucleotides. RefSeq lists its product as uncharacterized. Gene Ontology annotation, biological process: transcription initiation at RNA polymerase II promoter. Lineage: Eukaryota; Viridiplantae; Streptophyta; Magnoliopsida; Brassicales; Cleomaceae. Gene Ontology annotation, cellular component: transcription factor TFIIE complex. Bases 197 to 1039 code for a protein of 280 amino acids. The record is from RefSeq and is a predicted model, not a curated record. The transcript is spliced from 5 exons.
GUGAUUUGCUCGGCUUCUCCUGUCGCGUCUCUCUGCUCUCUCCCGUCGAAGAAACUCUCCUCCGCUUUUCCUGCCACUGCCGCCGGCGACUUGAAUCUUGAUCGUUGUUUCUCCGUCUGCGCCAAGUCGUCGCCGAAAAGCUCAUCGGAGGAAACGGUUCUGAUCCUUCUCGUCGCAUUCGGAGAUCCAGAGACCGAUGGCUUUGAACGAGCAGCUCAAUAAGUUCAAGAAACAGCAAGAGAAAUGCCAGUCUACACUGUCCAGCAUAGCUGCGAGGGCAGCAUCAACGAGGCCCUCUGUGUCAGCAGCAACGGCCAGUGCGAAGCCUGCCACUCCGGUCAAGUUCUCGAACGAAACCGAGCUGUACAAGCAAAUCAACAGCAUAAGAAAAGCUCCUGUUGGGGCUCAAAUGAAGCGUGUCAUCGAGCUUUUGCUCGAGACAAGGCAAGCUCUUACACCCGAGGAAAUAAAGGAAGUGUGUUAUGUUGAUAUGAUCUCCAAUAAGGCUGUUUUCGAUAAUAUGAAGAACAAUCCAAAAGUACACUAUGACGGAAGGCGAUUCUCGUACAAGGCUAGGCACGACGCUAAAGACAAGAGUCAGCUUCUGUCAUUAAUACGCAAAUAUCCAGCUGGGAUUGCGGUGGUCGAACUUAAAGAUGCUUACCCGAAUGUGAUGGAGGAUUUGCAGGCUCUGAAAGCUUCAGGACACAUCUGGUUUCUCUCAAACGCAGAUUCACAAGAGGAUAUUGCCUACCCGAAUGAUUUCAGGGGGCAGAUCCGGGUGGAUGAUGAGCUUAAACAUAUAUUCCGCAACAUAGAAAUCCCGACCGACAUGCUUGAUGUGGAGAAGGAGCUUCAGAAGAAUGGGAUGAAACCCACCAUGAACACUGUUCAGAGGAGAGCGGCCGCUCGGAUUCAGGGGACCUCGUCCAAACCGAAGCAGAAGAAGAAGCGAGAAAUUAGCAAGAGAACCAAACUCACCAAUGCCCAUCUCCCGGAGCUGUUUCAGAACCUCAACGCAAGCAGUUCCCGGAGCUAAAAAGCUCAACACUAUUGCAGAAAACAAGAUAUUUUUCUUUUGUAUUCAGGCGUGUUUUAAGAGAUUCUCCUGAAGAGGAGAACAUAAAUUCAAUGAUACUAUCAUUUAUCAUGAAAUUAAACGUCUAAUUCUCUCA